Lathyrus oleraceus (garden pea) is the source of this 1587-nucleotide messenger RNA. RefSeq lists its product as uncharacterized. NCBI's taxonomy places the organism in Eukaryota, Viridiplantae, Streptophyta, Magnoliopsida, Fabales, Fabaceae. The coding region runs from base 111 to 1205 and encodes 364 amino acids. The transcript has 5 exons. The record is from RefSeq and is a predicted model, not a curated record.
ACACAAACACCCUCAAUUUCAUAUGAUAUCAAUCUAUAUAUAGUUUGAGUCGUUACAAAACCAACCAUAAAACCCAUAUUCAUUUAUCUCAAGUUUCUACUUUGUUAUAUAUGGCUUACAGUAACUGGUAUGACUGGAACAUGAGUCCCUCAGAAUCCAACAAUGAUGAUGAACAUCUGAACUUGAGAGAGUUAUCCAAGUAUCCGCUACCACUCGGGUUAAAACUCACAUUGACACCCGAUAUGCUUCCAUACUCGGAACAAAACACAAAUGCUGUUACUGAAACUUCAUGUCAACAUGAAUCCAAGAAAGUUGAGAAGUUGAAAGCUGUUCAUUUUCCGAUAUAUAUGCUUAUGAUCGGGCUUUUUAAGAUCGAAGCUAAAUAUCCUGCGGAUUUGGUAGCUAAGUUUUAUUAUGCUAAACGGAAACUUGUUUGGGAGAUAAUGCGUGAUGGUUUAAAGGACAAGAUUGAAAUACAGUGGCGAAAUAUUUCGGCCAUCCGAGCUAUUAUCGAGGAUAACUCACCGGGUAUCCUAGAAAUUGAGCUAGACAAAGUGCCAUCCUUCUAUCGAGAGAUUGAACCAAAGCCCGGAAAGCAUACUGUGUGGACCUUAUCUCAUGACUUCACUCAUGGUCAAGCUUCCAAAUACAGGAAGCACUGUCUUCAAUUCCCUCAUGGAGUUCUCGACCAAUAUUAUGCAAAGCUCUUGCAAUGUGAUAAUCGAUUGCUGGAACUGAGCAAGAGGCCUUUUCCUAGUUCGUGUGCUAUUUAUUUUGAUUCACAUUUAGAUAAGAGGACAACACAACUUAGUUUUUCUCAGGAUGAUUCAAAAAACAUGGACCAACAAGUUCAAAUGUUUGGCUAUAUGCCUCAAAUUAUUAAUUAUGAUAACCCAACUUCAGAUGAGGCAAUCAACAAUCAAAUGCAUCAAGAUCCAAUGAUGUCAACCUCUUGGAGUCAAGGGUUUCAUUAUGAGUAUGACACUUCACUUUCAAUGGAGUCUGUCCCACAUGAAAGUUGCAUUCAAGCACAGCCAAGUGGACCAGGUGUAGGAGGCUAUGAUUUCCAAGAAAAUGAAUUCAACCCAACACAUAUGAUGGAUAGUGCCAAUGUAGCUUACCAAAAUUUUGGUCAAUCAAUUGAAGCAAACCUUGUUUACAACACAAAUACAAGCACACAAUUUGAUUGGUCAAUGUUCACCUGAUUACUCUCGAAACCCACUGUUUGCCAUAUCAAGUGUCAUUUUUUAUUUUUUUCAUUUUCACAUAGAUUAAGAAGUUGUAAAUGAAUAAAAGAGUGUAAUGAUUUUGCAAAAUUAUCAUUGUUAACCACUAUCACAUUUGAGCAGUUAGAAUGAAAGUAUAGCUUGCUGCUGGUGAUAUGUGGCAACCUGUUAAACAAGGGCAUGAGGUUUUAUACCUGUCCUUAAAUCUGUUAGUCGCAUGCAUGUCUUGAUGUUCACUGCUAUCCAAUCUGAGACCCUGAAUGAGCAUCUUUUAAGAAGCCGUAUAGAUUUUGACCUUUACCAAGGAACUUUCUGGCUAUGCCCUUAUUUAGGGAAGGCGACUUGUAUCAUUAAAAGAGAC